Molecule: messenger RNA, 1201 nt
Organism: Gaeumannomyces tritici R3-111a-1
Lineage: Eukaryota; Fungi; Ascomycota; Sordariomycetes; Magnaporthales; Magnaporthaceae
Product: fungal cellulose binding domain-containing protein
Exons: 4
Coding region: 107-1201 (364 amino acids)
Biological process (GO): carbohydrate metabolic process
Cellular component (GO): extracellular region
Molecular function (GO): hydrolase activity, acting on ester bonds; cellulose binding
Source: RefSeq, a predicted model, not a curated record
GCACGACUGGGUGAUAUUUAUAUAAUGGGACCUGCCGUGACGGGCGUGGACAUGCUCGCGAUGCUUACACAUGGACGCCCUCCACUGACCCACGUAACGCAGCAUCAUGGCUCGCUACACCAUCGCCAAUAUCAUUGCCUCCGGGCUGGCCGUUACUGUCAAGGCCCAGAUUCCCGUCUGGGGGCAGUGUGGUGGCAACGGGUGGACCGGCGGGACCAGCUGUGUUGCGGGCGUUCAUUGCGCUUCGCAGAACCCCUGGUACUACCAAUGCCUCACAAGCACCGCACCAACAGCGCCGCCGACGCAGCCUCCUCCCAGCGUCUCAGUAACCACCACAACCGCUAGUUCGACAACCACGGCCACACAAACACUCAGCCCGGGAGAUAUGAAGUACUUUAUCACUUUCGGCGAUUCAUACUCGCAGACCGGCUUCAACCUCAGCCUGGCCAAGCCGAGCCCGCAGAACCCGCUCGGCAACCCAAACCUGCCGGGCUGGACUAGCAGCGGCGGCCUCAACUGGGUCGGCUUCCUCGCGACGCAGCUCAACGCGUCGGCGACCUACUCGUACAACCUGGCCUCGGGCGGCGCCACGACGGACCGUACCCUCGUCCAGCCCUACCAGCCGACCGUCUCGACCUUUGUCGACCAGCUCGGCCAGUUCGGCGACUCCCUCGCGGCGAGGCCGCCCUGGGCCCCCUGGACGGCCGCGAACGCGCUCGCGGGCGUGUGGAUGGGCGUCAACGACGUCGGCAACACGUUCUGGUCGCCGGGCGCGGGGGAGCUGAUGGCGCGGGCCGUGGGUCGGUACUUUGACCAGCUGCAGCUCCUGUACGACGCCGGUGUUAGGAACUUUGUAUUGCUUAGCGUUCCGCCCACGCAAAAGACGCCGCUCAUGCUCGCCAACGGCCCGGAGUCUGGCGCGCUGUUGGAAAAGACGAUCGGACUGUACAACGACCUCAUCGCCGGCAGCCUCGUCUCGUUCAAGGCCAAGAACGCGGGCGUGACCUCGUGGGUCGUCGACACGGCCGCGCCGUUCAACGAGGCCAUCAACAACCCCAAGGCCUACGGCGCCAGGGACGCCGUUUGCUUCGGCGGGGACGGCUGUCUUUGGUUCAACGACUAUCACCCAGGCGUGCAGAUCCACAAGCUUGUUGCGCAGGCGGUCGCAAAGGUGGUCGGAAAGCCAUGGUUUACUUUGUAG